AUGAAGAGGACUAGCCUGCUGCUGGCGAUCGCGCUCCUUAUACGGGAUGCAUCAUGCGAGCCACCAGUAGACUCAGCGUCAUUGCCUCUAGAGCAUCGGGCAGGUGGUGCUUAUGGACCUCCUCUCCCGCAAUCGCACAGCGACGACCCCUGGCCUCUAGCUACACCUGACAGCCCCAAAAUAAAACAUCUGCAAGUGCAAUGUGAAAAAACACAUAUGCGGGUCAACAUCGAAUUCGACCGCCCAUUUUACGGUAUGAUAUUUUCUAAGGGAUUCUACAGCGACCCCCACUGCAUGCACCUCAAGCCUGGUACCGGACAUUUGAGUGCUACUUUCGAAAUAUUUUUAAACAGUUGCGGCAUGUCGAGUUCCGCCAAUCACAAUGUAGCAACGUACGGUAGCCCUACCCCCAGUGGUUCGUACGUUGAGAAUACUAUUAUUGUGCAGUACGACCCAUACGUGCAGGAAGUUUGGGAUCAAGCGAGAAAACUGCGUUGCACGUGGUACGACUUCUAUGAAAAGGCAGUAACAUUCAGGCCUUUCCAAGUCGACAUGUUGCACGCUGUCACGGCCAAUUUUCUCGGCGACAAUCUACAAUGUUGGAUGCAAAUCCAAGUCGGGAAAGGGCCAUGGGCUUCAGAAGUAUCUGGUAUAGUGAAAAUUGGACAAACCAUGACAAUGGUACUUGCUAUUAAAGAUGAUGAGAACAAAUUCGACAUGCUUGUCCGCAACUGUGUAGCUCAUGACGGUAAAAGAGCGCCCAUACAACUUGUAGAUCAGUAUGGUUGUGUUGUCCGGCCGAAGAUAAUGAGUAAAUUUCAAAAAAUAAAGAACUUUGGGCCCUCCGCCUCCGUCGUUUCGUUCGCUUACUUCCAAGCCUUUAAGUUCCCUGAUUCGAUGAACGUUCAUUUCCAAUGCGUAAUACAAGUCUGCAGGUAUAAUUGUCCCGAACCGAAAUGCGGACUCGGCGCCGACUAUGGUGUUCCCUUGCUUGGCGGUAACGCCCUGAGCGCCGGUGAAUAUGGCUUGCCGAAUGCGCCUCAUGCGGAAUACGGACCACCACCGUCAGCACCACACAGCGAAUACGGAGUACCACCCGCAGCUUUCCCUGACCCGAGACACCCUGCUGACUCUACUGGGGCCUUCUCAGACAAACGCGACGACGCCGUGCCUCCUCCGCAGGCGCAAGUGUCAUCCACACCAAACGCACCCAGUCCCUCUUCACCAGCACCCAAUAGAGAGGACGACGAGGUGAAUCUCCCUCCACCACCGCCACCCGGCCGCCGCGGCGUUUACAACACAGUCAAGAGGAAAGACGAGGGCCACGGCAAUCUUGCAACGUUAGGUGGACGGCCUAGAUCUGUAGAAGAUUUGCCCGAAAGAUUAGUUGGCGUGAGGAGGCGGCGAGAGACCUCCCCGGUGCGGAUCUAUAAGCGUGACGCGCAGGAGAUGACGGACGUGAACACGAGCCGGACCAUUCAGGUGGUGGCGCCGGGCGACGUGAACUUUGCGUUGAACAACGCCCAGUCCAACGAGACGGUGGUGAUCCAAUCGCCGGCGACGGACCCCGAGACGAUUUGCAUGUCGGUGCCGUCGUUCGUGGCGGGACUGGUGAUGCUGCUUCUAGUGCUGGUGGUGGCCUCGCUGGUGGCGGCGUUCCUGUUCGUGCGCGUGCGAGCGCUCGACAGGAAGGGGAGCGCACGGUGGCACCGCCUACUUCGAAACGGAUUACGUGAAGCAUACGAAUUAGCGGGGCUAACGUGUGACGCGGGGACGUUCCAUAAACUCUUCUCGGAUCCAAAGAGCGUGCGGGCUUCGGCCCCGGCCGGGCGGCGCGACGCUGCCGCGGUCGCGAUCGAAUCGCGCUUGCGUGCGAGUUAUUUAUUUAGUUAUUUAAAGAGUGUGAUGUAUAAGUUCGACUGCUUUUUUUUG
Molecule: messenger RNA, 1932 nt
Organism: Iphiclides podalirius (scarce swallowtail)
Lineage: Eukaryota; Metazoa; Arthropoda; Insecta; Lepidoptera; Papilionidae
Source: the annotation of a GenBank genome assembly